UCUUGAGCCUCCUGAGCGGAGGAGGGUCAGUGUGGCAGUCAGUCUGUCAGGUGAGACACCAGAGCAGAAGAAGGUGUGUGUGUGAGUGUGUGUGUGUGUGAGUGUGUUCUCGUAACAGUCCCGCCAGUGUUUGAUAACACCGUGUCCAGAACCAUGUUGUCGUUUGAAGACGUUAAAGUGAGAUUGGAGUCGGCUGGUCAGAGCCACGUCCUGCGGUUCUGGUCCGAGCUUUCGGCGGAGGAGAGGAGCGCGUUUCUGGCCGAGCUGCGCGCGCUGGAGCCCGCGGAGCUGCAGAGACACUGCCGGAGCGCCGCCGAGGCCGCGAGCCGAGCCGCGGGAGGGCGGGAGGAGGAGGAGCGGCUGCGCGGGCGCAUGGAGCCGGUGGAGCCCGAGUUCGUCGGCGGGGUGCGGAGGAGUGACCGGGGCUCACUGCGGGACUGGGAGGAGGAAGGGUUUUCACAGAUAGGCCAAAACAAAGUGGCCGUGCUGCUAUUAGCUGGCGGGCAGGGAACCAGACUCGGAGUGGCGUAUCCUAAGGGGAUGUACGACGUCGGGUUACCGAGUGGCAAAACUUUGUAUCAGAUCCAAGCAGAGCGGAUUCGGAAGGUGCAAGAGUUGGCGAGUGCGAAGUGUGGUACCAAGUGUACAGUGCCUUGGUAUAUAAUGACCAGUGAGUUCACCCUGGAGCCCACAGAGAAGUUCUUCAAAGAGCACAGCUACUUUGACUUGGAACGUUCCAACGUGGUGAUGUUCGAGCAGAGGAUGAUCCCGGCUGUCGGCUUUGAUGGGAAGGUUAUUCUGGAAAAGAAGAAUAAGAUAGCGAUGGCUCCGGAUGGAAAUGGAGGCCUUUAUCGUGCUCUUUUAGACAACAAGAUCUUAGAAGAUAUGGAGAGAAGGGGCGUGCAGUAUCUUCAUGUUUACUGUGUCGACAAUAUACUGGUUAAACUGGCUGAUCCACUGUUCAUUGGCUUCUGCGUGAAAAAAGGAGCUGACUGUGGUGCUAAGGUGGUAGAGAAGGCGUAUCCGUCCGAGCCUGUGGGUGUAGUGUGUCGCGUAGAUGGGGUGUACCAGGUGGUGGAAUACAGCGAGCUGGAGCCCAAGAUUGCAGAACAGCGCCACCCGGGCGGAGAGCUAGUGUACAACGCUGGAAACAUCUGCAAUCACUUCUUCACCAGAGACUUCCUGCGGGAAGUGGCCCUGAAUUUUCAGGAGAAACUGAAGCAGCAUGUAGCCAUCAAGAAGGUGCCGUUUGUGGAUGAUCAGGGUAAUCUUGUGAAACCUACGAAACCGAACGGAAUAAAAAUGGAGAAGUUUGUCUUUGACGUCUUCCAGUUUUCAAAGAAAUUUGUUGCCUUUGAGGUUCUGAGGGAGGACGAGUUCUCGCCUCUGAAAAACGCGGACGGUGCGGCCGUCGACACUCCGACCACAGUGAGGCGCUCUCUGUUGGCUCAGCACUAUCGCUGGGCAUUGCAAGCCAAAGCUGUCUUCGUGGAUGAGCACGACAACCCCAUUACUUCAGAAUACAGGACAGCUCAAGAUGGUGACCCUCCAGCAAUUUGUGAGAUCUCUCCACUCGUGUCUUAUUUUGGAGAGGAUCUGGAGAAGCUGCUCAAAGGCAGGACCCUGAAAUCCCCAUUUCUGCUAAAUGAAAAUAAUGUCAACAGUUAAAUGUAUAUUUCAGAUUAUUUUUCUGAACUUUUUAUAUUUAAUCAAAUGACUUUGGAAGAAGGGACCUGCAGUAUGAAACCCUCUGAAAAGAGAUUUUUAUACAUAUUUGUUUACAUGUAUUAUUACAAUCAUGAAUUUUGAGAGAUGAAGAAAAGCAGUCUGACUUUAAUAAAUGAUCUAUUAUGCAUCAA
Messenger RNA from Clarias gariepinus (North African catfish), 1859 nucleotides. It is a transcript of the gene uap1l1, whose product is annotated as UDP-N-acetylglucosamine pyrophosphorylase 1, like 1. Bases 154 to 1668 code for a protein of 504 amino acids. The transcript has 9 exons. Lineage: Eukaryota; Metazoa; Chordata; Actinopteri; Siluriformes; Clariidae. Gene Ontology annotation, biological process: UDP-N-acetylglucosamine biosynthetic process. The record is from RefSeq and is a predicted model, not a curated record. Gene Ontology annotation, molecular function: UDP-N-acetylglucosamine diphosphorylase activity.